AUGGCCAACUCUAUGAACUUCAGCCUCGACUAUGAUCGUGAUGAUUCCGGGGACUCUGGGGGCUCAGCGCCCCUGCACGAUCCUUCCUACUUGACUUAUCCCCAGGUCGGCAAUUAUGCCUUUAGCGCCAUGCUACCCCAGGACGCCAAUAUACCCAUGCAGAGCUUUGAACGCCCACCCGAGGACCUGGAAGGACGCAUGUCUAAUGUAAUGCUCGCCUACGACUCGAUGCCAAACCCUGUCUCAAUGCCCUCAAACAUGGAUCCCAGCAAUGCCUAUGCCUAUAGUAUUCCAUCAACAUACCCAGCAACCACCAUGGGCCUCACGCAGAUGGAACAGCCCCAGUUCCAGUCCGCCUACCAGUCCUUCCCACAACCAAUGCCGGUCAACUACUACCCCCAUGCCCAUUCUCAGGUUCCACAACCGCAGCCACAGUCACAGUCGGCCCCGCUAGCGCGCAAGGAACCCUACGACACAAGCACCGAUUCCACAGCAAACUUCGAGGACUCGGAUUUCUCAGGGCAGACGAGUGACCGGCCGCAAGUGCAGAUGCAGCAGCAGCCGCGCCCUCAAAGGCCACCCCAGGAACGUCGGCUGCAGCCUACAGGCCCGUACCGCACCUCGCAACCGGUCGCGAUCCAGCCCAAGAAACCUGUACCCGCCAAAGGGGAUAUCUCGCCGGGGCUGGAAAAGCCCGAGAUUGGCAAGACCGAGCAUACCGGUAUCUACUCGAGUAGUGGAUUUGAUGUAUUGGGUGCUUUGGGUCGCGUGGCUAUGCGCCCGAAUCCCAGAAUCAACAUUGGCGCAGUCGAUCUAUCUUGUGCCUUUGUGAUGUGUGAUAUCUUGCGUGAAGAUCAGCCUAUUAUCUAUGUCUCAGAGGCCUUUGAACGAUUGACAGGCUAUAACAAGGACGAGAUUGUUGGUCGGAACUGUCGAUUCCUUCAAGGGCCUGAUGGCAAGAUCGCCGCUGGUGCGAAGCGGACCUUUGUCGAUGGACAGACAGUACACCGGUUGCGUUCUACCAUUGAUGAUCGCAGUGAGAUCCAAGCUAGUAUUAUUAACUAUCGCAAGGGUGGACAGCCUUUUAUGAACCUCAUUACGAUGAUCCCUAUCCAAUGGGACUCGGAGGAGUAUCGGUUUUAUGUUGGGUUCCAGGUCGAUCUGGUUGAAAAGCCUGAUGCCGUUACCAGGAGAAACCCUGAUGGCACUUAUAGCAUUAAUUAUCAACGGGACCAACUGCCUCAGUAUGUGGUCCCGCCACCAGAUGCGUACACGACUCGGCCAGACCUGGUGGCACAAUUUGGUCAUGAUGAAGUGACUGCCAUCCUCAAUGCAGUCAGUUCAUCUGGCAAUGAAGUCAGUCGUCACUACUUGGAUCGCAUUUUGGUUGAGAACACCGAUGAUGUGAUCCACGUAGUUUCAUUUAACGGUGAAUUCCUUUAUCUAUCGCCUUCUUGCCAGAAGAUUCUCGAGUAUGACCCAGUCGAGCUGGUUGGCAAGACGUUGUCUACUAUCUGCCAUCCCAGUGAUAUUGGUCCUGUGAUGCGUGACUUGAGAGCGAGCACAACACCCGCUCCAGUGAGUGUGGUAUACCGUAUCAGACAAAAAUACCGGGGAUAUAUGUGGUUCGAGAGUCAUGGUGCAUGGCACAUUGACCGGAGCCAUGGCCGGAGACAUCUCGUCAUGACCGGCCGUCCCCGACCAGUCUAUGCACUAGAUCAGAUUGCCCGACUUGGCUCGUCCGCCGCGCUGGCUGAAAACGAUGUCUGGGCUAAGAUCUCUUUGUCCGGAGUCAUUCUGUUCAUCACUACCAAGGUGAAGCCGGUCCUCGGCCGCUCGCCUGAUGAACUUAUCGGCAAGGGCUUGCAGGAAAUCAUGGAGCCCGAGUCUGGUGGUCCUGCCACAAUCAUACAAGCUUUGGAUGCGGCGGCUCGUGGCCAGGGGGCGGGCAUGACCACCAUCGCGGGUAGUAACAAGGAUAUCGAGGAACUUCCGUCUUUCAGACACCAGAUGCGACACAAGAAAGGACAUGUCAUUUCUGCGCAUACAACCAUCUAUACUGGUGAUGCUAGGAAAGGAGUCAAGCCAUCCUUCCUCGUCGCCCAGAUUCGAUUUGCUCGAUCUUUCCCUCCAACCGCAACCGCUAUCUCAGCUGCUGGAAACGAAACCCUUGCUACAGUCCCAGGCACUACGCGAAGCACAACCCUCACCGUUGAUGACCCCCAACCACCCCGCCAAUACGGAACCCUGGGUCAACGAAUGCCCGAUCUCUCAACCCUCAUCGGACUUAACGGUCUGCCAACCGGGAAUCGCGACAUCUCACCCACUGCUGACCCAGCAACCUUUUUCACAGAACUCAACCCCACCCGCGGAUCAAGCUGGCAAAUUGAGCUGCGUGAACUGGAGAAGCAGAACCGCACCCUAGCAGAUGAACUGCAACGCCUGUUGGCUCGACGCAAGAAGCGCAAGCGCAAGCAGAGCGCCAUCUCCGUUGAAAAGGCAUGCGCCAUGUGCAGAACUAAAAAUACCCCAGAGUGGCGCCGCGGUCCCAGUGGAAAUCGUGACCUUUGCAACAGCUGUGGUCUGCGAUGGGCAAAGCAAGUCCGUGGUCAGGCGCAGGCGCAGGCUGGGGCUGCUGUGUCGGCAGUUGCGGGUGCUUGA
Messenger RNA from Penicillium antarcticum, 2661 nucleotides. RefSeq lists its product as uncharacterized. NCBI's taxonomy places the organism in Eukaryota, Fungi, Ascomycota, Eurotiomycetes, Eurotiales, Aspergillaceae. The coding region runs from base 1 to 2661 and encodes 886 amino acids. The record is from RefSeq and is a predicted model, not a curated record. Gene Ontology annotation, biological process: regulation of DNA-templated transcription. Gene Ontology annotation, cellular component: nucleus. The transcript is spliced from 4 exons. Gene Ontology annotation, molecular function: sequence-specific DNA binding; protein binding; zinc ion binding.